UAUAAAAACAGCGUCCCCGCGCCAGGGAGGGGACAGUUGCGGGUUCGUUGGGGAAGGAGUAGGACGUGUACCUUGCGGCUGAUAGGAGCGGAAGUGUUUUUUAAAGGAUCCGUUCCUGAAAGUGAAAAAAGUAAAGGGAAAUGGCCCGUACAAAGCAGACAGCCCGUAAGUCCACUGGUGGCAAAGCUCCACGUAAACAGCUGGCUACCAAAGCUGCUCGAAAAAGCGCUCCCUCUACUGGUGGAGUCAAGAAACCUCAUCGCUACAGGCCUGGUACUGUGGCACUGCGAGAGAUUCGUCGUUACCAAAAGUCCACAGAACUUUUGAUUCGCAAGCUUCCGUUCCAGAGGCUGGUAAGGGAGAUUGCUCAAGACUUCAAGACAGACUUGAGGUUCCAGAGUGCAGCCAUUGGUGCUCUGCAGGAGGCUAGUGAAGCAUAUCUGGUGGGUCUCUUUGAAGAUACGAACCUGUGUGCCAUCCAUGCCAAGAGAGUCACCAUCAUGCCCAAAGACAUCCAAUUGGCUCGUAGGAUACGGGGGGAGAGGGCUUAAGAGGAGGCAGUUUUUAUGGUGUUUUGUAGUAAAUUCUGUAAAAUACUUUGGUUUCAAUUUGUGACUUUUUUUUGUAUGGAAUUGUUUAUAAUAUGUUACAUUUGUACUUAAGUCAUUCCAUCUUUCACUCAGGAUGAAUGCUAAAAGUGACUGUUCACAUAAAAACUCAGUGAUGUGAGCUUUGUUGCUCAACAGUGACAAGUUGCUAAUAUGCAGAAGGGAUGGGUGAUCUUUCUUGCUUUUCAUGCAUGUUUCUGUAUGUUAAUGACUUGUUGGGUAGCUAAAAUUGUAAGGUACUAGAAUUGAUAUAAAUGUGUACAGGGUCUUUUUGCAAUAAAACUGGUUAUAACUUGA
Messenger RNA from Zootoca vivipara (common lizard), 905 nucleotides. It is a transcript of the gene H3-3B, whose product is annotated as H3.3 histone B. Lineage: Eukaryota; Metazoa; Chordata; Lepidosauria; Squamata; Lacertidae. Gene Ontology annotation, molecular function: protein heterodimerization activity; DNA binding; structural constituent of chromatin. The record is from RefSeq and is a predicted model, not a curated record. Gene Ontology annotation, cellular component: nucleosome.